CUUACAAUGUUUAAACUGAUUGUGGCUCUAAUUUCGUUACUCGCCAAGGAAGUUUCAAGCGUCCUUUUGCAGGAUCCGGAACUCAUUGGAGGCUAUUUCCAAGGUGACAUCGUAGAGCCAAUUCGUUCCCGUAACGGAAUUGCUAACCCGCAGCGUAACUGGCCAAAUGGCGUGGUUUACUACCAUAUUGAGGAAAAUGCAUUUGGCGUCAGGCAUUAUGCGGAAAUUCUACGGGCUUUUUCUAUUAUUGAGGAAAACUCGUGUGUUUUUUUCAAGAAGUCCACCGAAGAAGAGCGCAAAAAGUCAAUCCUCAUUACAUCGAAAGCCGUCGGAUGCCAUGCCAUCUUUGUGGGCUUUCGCAAUAAUUCCUAUGUGGUGAACCUUGGGCAUUAUCCUCUUGGCUUUGGAUGCUUUCGCAUCGGCUCCAUACUUCACGAGUUGCUCCACGCCCUCGGAUUCGAACAUCAGCAUGUGGCCCAAGACAGAGACGAGUACAUCAGCAUUCAAUGGGAGAACAUUAUACCCGAGUUCAAAAUUAAUUUCAUUAAUAAUGACACUACCACCAAGUGGCAUAGUUUUGGCGAGUCCUACGACUAUGAUAGUGUAAUGCACUAUGUUCCCACAGCGUUUUCAAAAAAUGGUAAGCCUACGAUUGUGGCACUCAAGGAUGGAGCCUCAAACAUGGGGCAGCGAUGGGGAAUGAGUGCAAAGGACAUUCGAAAGCUUAACAAAAUGUACAAGUGUCCCGGCUAUGUUUAGGAUUUUAUUUCAAAUGCAGAUUUUAUAACCAAAAAAAUCUUAGUUAAUUAAAAACUUAUAAAGAUGAAUUUGUUUUUGAAUACAAAGCUUUCGCAUCAAACAAUGUGAAAUAUAAUAUUACACCAAAUA
Messenger RNA from Drosophila ficusphila, 888 nucleotides. Its product is annotated as seminal metalloprotease 1. NCBI's taxonomy places the organism in Eukaryota, Metazoa, Arthropoda, Insecta, Diptera, Drosophilidae. The record is from RefSeq and is a predicted model, not a curated record. The transcript has 2 exons. Gene Ontology annotation, molecular function: metalloendopeptidase activity; zinc ion binding. Bases 7 to 759 code for a protein of 250 amino acids. Gene Ontology annotation, biological process: proteolysis.